Trichoderma aggressivum f. europaeum is the source of this 1515-nucleotide messenger RNA. RefSeq lists its product as uncharacterized. The transcript has 3 exons. Gene Ontology annotation, molecular function: ATP binding; ATP hydrolysis activity. NCBI's taxonomy places the organism in Eukaryota, Fungi, Ascomycota, Sordariomycetes, Hypocreales, Hypocreaceae. Gene Ontology annotation, biological process: protein quality control for misfolded or incompletely synthesized proteins. Gene Ontology annotation, cellular component: cytoplasm; mitochondrion. The record is from RefSeq and is a predicted model, not a curated record. Bases 1 to 1515 code for a protein of 504 amino acids.
AUGCGAGCGGGAUUGAAUGGCGGCGUUGGGAGAUGUCUUGAUGCUGGAGCCAAGCGCGGCACGUAUCGGGUUUCCCUGGGGGCGACGAGAUCUUUGGCGACUGUUUCAGAUCGUCCGGUGGUUGGCUUGGGGCCGUUGGAGGAGUAUGACCGGCGAGUGGACGCUGGGAUUCUGCGGAAUGACGAGCAUCAACGAGGCAUCAUCGAGAACUUGCAACAUCUCCACAAUGAGCUUCGCAACUACCAUGCACCGCCCGUUGUCCAUCCCAGCUUCGAUCUCCUCAAGCCCGCCAAGAAAUCCGUCUUCUCGUCGUUAUUUGGCAAUGGAGGCGCCGCAAAGGCUACGAUCAAGGAUAUUCCCGAAAAUCUACCUCGUGGAUUGUAUUUGUUCGGUGACGUGGGCAGUGGCAAGACGAUGCUCAUGGACCUAUUUUACGAUACCCUGCCCAGCACGGUCAGGACAAAGACGAGGAUACACUUCCACAACUUUAUGCAGGAUGUCCACAAGAGGCUGCACAAGUUGAAGAUGCAGCAUGGUAGUGACGUUGAUGCCGUGCCGUUUGUUGCGGCGGACAUUGCGGAGCAGGGUAAUGUGCUUUGCUUUGACGAGUUUCAGUGCACGGAUGUGGCAGAUGCCAUGAUUCUGCGAAGACUACUAGAAAGCCUCAUGUCUCACGGUGUAGUCCUGGUAACGACGUCGAACCGCCACCCUGAUGACCUCUACAAGAACGGUAUCCAGCGGGACUCAUUCAUCCCGGCCAUCAAGCUGCUCAAGAACCGCCUACACGUCAUCAAUCUCGAUUCACCAACCGACUACCGCAAGAUCCCUCGGCCCCCCUCGGGGGUAUACCACACCGCUCUGGACCAGCACGCCGAAUCGCACGCAGAAAAAUGGUUCCGCUUCCUCGGCGACUCGGAGAACUUUGCGCCACGGUCCGAGACGCAAAGGGUCUGGGGGCGCGAGAUUUUCGUCCCGCGCGUCAGCGGGCGGUGCGCCUGGUUCACGUUUGACGAGCUCAUCAAGAAGCCCAAGUCGGCGGCCGACUACCUCGAGCUGGUGCGCAAGUACGAUGCCUUUAUCGUCACCGAGGUGCCCGGCAUGACGAUUCGCGAGCGGGACCUUGCGCGCCGCUUCAUUACGUUUAUCGACGCUGUUUACGAGGGCAAUGCUAAGCUGGUGCUCACUACGGAGAAGCCACUGGCUGAGCUGUUUGUCUCGCGGGACGAAAUCGCCGAGAGCCUCUUGCAAAGUAACCCGACAGCCGAGACUACAAAGGCCGCUACGGAAAACGUGAUGGAGAAUCUCGAAUCUAGCGUCGUCGAUAAGCUCAAGAACUCGAACCUGUUUGCCGGUGAGGAGGAGGCAUUUGCGUUUGCCAGAGCCUUGAGUCGGUUGAGCCACAUGGAGAGCAAAGAGUGGGUGGAAAGAGGGCUUGGGCUGGAGAGCCAGGGAGGCAAGGAAGAUAAAGACAGCUGGACGAAGACGCGAAGUCGACAGAUGGAGGAUUCGAUGUGA